Fulmarus glacialis (Northern fulmar) is the source of this 1525-nucleotide messenger RNA. It is a transcript of the gene RNF14, whose product is annotated as ring finger protein 14. Gene Ontology annotation, molecular function: ubiquitin protein ligase activity; zinc ion binding; ubiquitin conjugating enzyme binding. Lineage: Eukaryota; Metazoa; Chordata; Aves; Procellariiformes; Procellariidae. Gene Ontology annotation, biological process: positive regulation of proteasomal ubiquitin-dependent protein catabolic process; protein polyubiquitination; ubiquitin-dependent protein catabolic process. The transcript has 7 exons. Gene Ontology annotation, cellular component: ubiquitin ligase complex; cytoplasm. The coding region runs from base 12 to 1436 and encodes 474 amino acids. The record is from RefSeq and is a predicted model, not a curated record.
AGAAAAUUUAAAUGUCUUCAGAAGACAAAGAAGCUCAGGAGGAUGAGCUGCUGGCUUUGGCUAGCAUUUAUGACGAAGAUGAGUUUAAGAGAGCUGAGUCUGCCCAAGGAGGAGAAACAAGAAUUUGUCUGGAGUUGCCCCAAAACUUCAAAAUUUUUGUGAGUGGCAAUUCCACAGAAAGCCUCCAGAACAAUGGGUUUGAAUACACUGUUUGCUUUCUGCCUCCCCUUGUGCUGAAUUUUGAACUCCCACCAGACUACCCAUCGACCUCCCCACCGGUGUUUACCCUCAGUGGAAAAUGGCUCUCCCAAGCCCAGCUCAGCGCUCUUUGCAAACACUUAGACAACGUAUGGGAAGAGAAUCGAGGCUGUGUGGUCUUAUUUGCCUGGAUGCAGUUUCUGAAGGAAGAAACACUGAGUUACCUGAAUAUUUCCUCCCCAUAUGAGCUGAAGAUGUGCCAUCAAGGGAAUGGGCAGAGUAGGACACCUUUGGUCCCUCUCGACGCUGAGAAGGACUGUGGUGGUGCAGCAGGCUCUGCAGCAGCUGAAGAAGAAAUCGUCGAUGCAAGAGCUGUGUGGGAUGUGGAAUCGUUGUCGAGUCUGAUUAGGGAAAUCUUGGACUUUGAUCAGGCUCAGAGGAGGAAGUGCUUUAACAGUAAGAUGUACUUGUGCAAUAUCUGCUUCUGUGAGAAGCUGGGCAGUGAAUGUAUGUACUUCACCGAGUGCAGCCAUGUAUACUGCAAAGCAUGCCUGAAGGACUACUUUGAAAUACAGAUCAGGGAUGGUCAGGUCCACUGUCUCAACUGUCCAGAACCGAAGUGUUCUUCUGUUGCUACCCCUGGCCAGGUUAAAGAGUUGGUUGGAGAGCAGUUGUUUGCACGUUAUGACCGCCUGCUUCUGCAGUCUAGCUUGGACCUGAUGGCGGAUGUAGUGUAUUGCCCUCGCCUGGGCUGUCAGACACCAGUCAUGCAAGAACCAGGUUGCACCAUGGGCAUAUGUUCCCGUUGCAACUAUGCUUUUUGUACUCUCUGUAAAAUGACUUACCAUGGGGUCUCUCCAUGUAAAGUUACUGCGGAGAAAUUAAUGGAUUUGCGAAAUGAGUAUUUAGAAGCAGAUGAGGCAACUAAAAGAUUUUUGGAACAACGCUAUGGCAAACGAGUGAUUCAGAAAGCCCUUGAGGAGAUGGAAAGUAAAGAAUGGCUAGAAAAGAACUCAAAGUCUUGUCCUUGCUGUGGUACUCAUAUAGAGAAACUAGAUGGUUGUAACAAAAUGACAUGUACUGGCUGCAUGCAGUAUUUCUGCUGGCUUUGUAUGGGUUCUCUGUCAAGGGUGAACCCAUACAGGCACUUCAAUGAUCCAUCUUCCCCAUGCUUUAAUAGAUUGUUUCAAGCCAUGCAUAUUGAUGGUGAGUUCUGGGAAGUUGACGAUGAAGACUAGUAGCUUUCUCUAGCAACAAAACCUGAACAAACCAGAGACAGAUGCUUUCUAUUUUUGUGUCAAGUUUGUUUGCUUUUCACUUCCAUUAU